UGCAGAGCCAUAGAAAUGGAUAAUCGCAAUGCAAUAUUCUAUUGUAAUCGUGCAGCUGUUUACAGUAAAAUCGGUAAUCAUCAUUUGGCCAUAAAAGAUUGUGAAGCUGCUUUAUCAAUAGAUCCAACUUAUAGCAAAGCAUAUGGGCGCUUAGGACUAGCAUACUCUAAUUUAAAUGAUUUUAAAAAAUCUAAAGAGUUUUAUGAAAAAGCUUUAGAACUAGAACCUGAUAAUGAGAGUUUUAAAAAUAAUUUGCAAAUAACCUUAGAAAAAUUAGAACAAGAUAAAUUUUACACUGAGAAUCCAAAUUCUUCUGUUUCCGGUGGAAAUAUUGACUUUAACGCAUUUUUAAGUAACCCAGCUCUCAGAAAUAUGGCGAGACAAAUGUUGUCAGAUCCAACUAUGCAAAACAUGAUGAGUAGCCUAAUCAGUAAUGAGCAUCAUGAUAACAAUGGUCGCAUGACAGCUCUUAUAGAAGUAGGACAACAACUCGCACAGCAAAUGCAAACAGCGAAUCCAGAACUGAUUGACUCUAUAUUAAACGAGCUUGGUCGUAAUUCAAACGAAAAUAGUUCAGUAGAAGAAAACAAUUCUUAGCAGGAGCAAAGUGUUGAUUAAAUGACAAUGUCAGAUAUAAUGUACAAUAUAUCAGUCGAAAAUUAAAAUAAAAUAUGAAUAUGUGAUUAUGAAAAAUGAUGUUUUGAUUAUAAACAAUAGUUGAAUGAAGAAAUUAAAGAAAUAAUAAAUGCUGAAUUCGAUAAAUAUGUACGCAUUGACCAUCUAAAGUGAACCCUUAACAAUAAGUCCAACUAACUCCAAAAAAACAGC
Messenger RNA from Trichogramma pretiosum, 828 nucleotides. RefSeq names its product small glutamine-rich tetratricopeptide repeat-containing protein alpha (gene Sgt). The transcript is spliced from 2 exons. Gene Ontology annotation, molecular function: protein binding; molecular adaptor activity. Gene Ontology annotation, cellular component: membrane; TRC complex. Lineage: Eukaryota; Metazoa; Arthropoda; Insecta; Hymenoptera; Trichogrammatidae. The record is from RefSeq and is a predicted model, not a curated record. Gene Ontology annotation, biological process: post-translational protein targeting to endoplasmic reticulum membrane. The annotation marks the transcript as partial.